GAAAGAGCCAGAAGACACACUGGGAAGAAUAAACAGAAGGAAGUCCAAGAGGCAGGAGGGACAUAGAUGUGGUCAUGCCAGGGGGUAGGAGGGCAUGGGGUUGUGCUCACUGCUCUCUCCUUGCAGGACAGUCAUGCUGCGCAGGCUGGGCUGGCUGGUCCUCUACAGCCUGGCGGUGCUGCUGCUCAGCUGCCUGCUCUUCUUCAAGAAGGAGGCUAUGCUGGCGGGGGGCCCUGUGGCCAGCCAGCCCUUCUGGGCCCCCCCAGGACACCGCCACAGCCAGUGUCUGCCCAACCACACGGUGGCUAACGCCUCCCUGUCCCUUCCGAGUCGCCACCGCCUCUUCUUGACCUACCGCCACUGCCGCAACUUCUCCAUCCUGCUGGAGCCUUCAGGCUGUGCCCAGGACACCUUCCUGCUCCUGGCCAUCAAGUCGCAGCCUGGCCACGUGGAGCGGCGGGCAGCCAUUCGAAGCACAUGGGGUCGGGCUGGAGGCCGGCGGCUGAAGCUGGUGUUCCUCCUAGGAGUGGCGGGACCUACGCCCCCGGCCCAGCUGCUGGCCUAUGAGAGCCGGGAGUUUGCUGACAUCCUGCAGUGGGACUUUGUGCAGGACUUCUUCAACCUGACGCUCAAGGAGCUGCACCUGCAGCGCUGGGUGGCGGCAGCCUGCCCCCAGGCCCACUUGGUGCUAAACGGAGAUGACGGUAUCUUUGUCCAUAUCCCCAAUGUGCUGGAGUUCCUGGACGGCUGGGACCCAGCCCAGGACCUCCUGGUGGGAGAUGUCAUCUGCCAGGCUCUGCCCAACAGGAACACCAAGGUCAAAUACUUCAUCCCACCCUCCAUGUACAGAGCCCGCCACUACCCGCCCUAUGCUGGGGGCGGAGGCUACGUCAUGUCCAGAGCCACUGUGUGGCGCCUGCGAGCAGCCAUGGAGGAAGCUGAACUCUUUCCCAUUGACGACGUCUUCGUGGGCAUGUGCCUGAGGAAGUUGGGUGUCAGCCCCACACACCACGCUGGCUUCAAGACAUUUGGGAUACAGCGGCCCCUGGACCCCCGCCUGUACAGAGGGCUCCUGCUGGUACACCACCUCAGCCCCCUGGAGAUGUGGACCAUGUGGGCGCUGGUGACAGAUGAGGGGCUCAGCUGUGCCGCUCCCCUGCCCCAGCCCCGAGGGACGAGUUGAACAGCAGCCUCAGAGUGGACUGUGUUGAUUUUCUAUCACGAUGGGAAACGGAGCACCUUGAAAAUUGACCCUUGCUGGUCUGUAGGAAGCGACCGUUUCUGUAACCCCUCCUCCCAACCCUGCUAACUUGGAUUAAAAUCACUGAAAGCUGGCUGACUU
Loxodonta africana (African savanna elephant) is the source of this 1342-nucleotide messenger RNA. RefSeq names its product UDP-GlcNAc:betaGal beta-1,3-N-acetylglucosaminyltransferase 4 (gene B3GNT4). Gene Ontology annotation, molecular function: N-acetyllactosaminide beta-1,3-N-acetylglucosaminyltransferase activity. NCBI's taxonomy places the organism in Eukaryota, Metazoa, Chordata, Mammalia, Proboscidea, Elephantidae. Gene Ontology annotation, cellular component: Golgi membrane. The record is from RefSeq and is a predicted model, not a curated record. The coding region runs from base 95 to 1183 and encodes 362 amino acids. The transcript has a single exon.